Protopolystoma xenopodis is the source of this 243-nucleotide messenger RNA. Lineage: Eukaryota; Metazoa; Platyhelminthes; Monogenea; Polystomatidea; Polystomatidae. The record is from the annotation of a GenBank genome assembly.
AUGCAAGUGACCUUAAAAAUGCUAAUGCUCACUGUCGUCAUGUCAAUGUACAAGUCUCUGUUCAUUAUUCUCAGUAUGUUCCUGCUUAUGCUUGUCUACGCUUUGGCUGGAGUUAUUCUUUUCGGUUCCGUCAAGUUCGGCGACAACUUGGGUCGACACGCAAAUCUGCACAACACUUUUCGGGCUACCGUCUUACUGACAAGAAUCGUCACAGGUCAGUGCACAAAUCAGUAUUUUAAUUAG